Molecule: messenger RNA, 1420 nt
Organism: Sus scrofa (pig)
Lineage: Eukaryota; Metazoa; Chordata; Mammalia; Artiodactyla; Suidae
Gene: PIMREG
Product: PICALM interacting mitotic regulator
Source: RefSeq, a predicted model, not a curated record
GGAAAGGGCGAGGGGGCGGAUCCGCGUGGAGUUUCAAAUCGGAUGGGUGGGCGAGGAGCAGCUGUGCUCAGCGUCGGGUCAGCGUUGGACGCUGCUGCGGUCUGCUGGGCAGGACAGACUCUCGGCCAGGCAGAUGUCUUCUCGGUGGCCAAGCGUGGGGGUCUCCAUGCGUCGGAGAUCUCUCCAGAACCAGGAGCAGCUGGAGGAGAGCGAGGUCCUACAGCCUGCAGUCAGCCACCCGGAUACCUCCAGUGGGGCCUUGGGAUCCCUCUGCAGACAGUUCCAAAGGAGGCUGCCCCUGAGAGCAGUCAGCCUCAACCUUGGGGCAGGCCCCUCCUGGAAACGCCUGGAAACUCCAGAACCAGGGCAGCAGGGCCUCCAGGCUGCAGCUCGCUCAGCUAAGAACGCCUUGGGUGCCAUGUCUCAGAGAUUCCAGGAGUCCUGCCACAGCGGCACUAAGUGGCUGGUGGAAACCCAGGUGAAGGCCAGGAGGAGGAAGAGAGGGGCCCAAAAGGGCAGUAGUCCCCUGGCUCGCAGCCUGAGCCACAGGAGCAGCCAGCUGUCCGGGGCCGCCCCUGCCUGCUCCACCCUGGGACCCUGGGACCCUCGGGCCGUCCCUCGGCGGCGGUCCAGGAGAGAGGCCGCCUUCCGGAGCCCCUAUUCCUCAGCAGAGCCCCUCUGCUCCCCCAGUGAGUCUGACAGUGAUCUAGAGCCUGUGGGGGCAGGGAUCCAGCAUCUCCAGAAACUCUCCCAAGAGCUGGAAGAGGCCAUCGUGGCUGAGGAGAGUGGCGACAUGACUGUUUCUCUCAUUCGUGACUGAGGACGGUGCCCUUCAGGAUCCGCGCCUCCCGUGAGCUCCUGGAGGACCCAGGAGCCAGCAGUACCUCUGGGCUGCUGCAAACAAGGACCUGACUCACAGAGGCCCAGGUGGAGGCUGCUCAGGCUGCCACCCGACCCGCCAGUGACAACCCAUCACAGUCUACGACAGGCAGGGGGUAUCCUUCAUUCUUCUCCCCUUUGGGCUUAGAAACUCAUCCCACACAUGACCCUUCCGUCACCUCACUGUAACAUGAGGUGCGGGCUCCAGGUCAUCCCUGAGAGCCCUGAGCUGCCUAUGUUCCCAGGGAUGGGGUCUGCAAAGAACCAGUCCCCUGUGUCACCAGUGCCAGGACUUGCCGGAGCCCAGCGUCUGGCCCUGCUUCCCACACCAGAGCCCCAGAAGAAGGAAGGAGAGAUUUCCAGGCCAGGAGACCCUGGGCCCACGGGUACCUAUUUACAUUCAGGCACACGGCAGACAGGGUGGGUAGCCCCACUCAGUAGCAAUUUCUGCCCUUGGUCAAUUAUUUAAGAGAGAAACCCGUGUAUGACUUUCCUAGAUAACAGUGCUUUUUCAUAAUAAAGACUCUCCUUCUGUAUUUGA